AUGUCGACCGAAGAAUUCAUACGCAUCACUGUUUUUGCGAACCGCAAUGCUAAACUUUCUGAAGAUGAGUUCAACGACCAUUGGGCGAACAAACAUGGUCCUCUCAUCACAUCAUGGCUGCAGCGUCACGGCAUCAUCAAAUACGUUCAAGUUAGCUUGCCCAUCUCCUCUCCCUACUUGCGCAGUCCCUCAUACAAAGCGCGCCUAAGCAUGCCUACUCUUUCGUACGACGGCAUGGCGGACUUCUGGGUGCGGAAGUACGAAGAUUUCGAAAAGGCUUACGAAGAUCCUUUUUACUUGGAGGUAGUGAAGAAAGAUGAAGAGUACCUGUUCGAUACUGAGAGUCUGCGUGUUACGGCUGGUGUGGAUAUCUGCGUUAUCGAAGGUGGAAAGGUAGUGCAAGAGCACGUCCAUAAAUUCUAA
Messenger RNA from Alternaria hordeiaustralica, 423 nucleotides. RefSeq lists its product as uncharacterized. The record is from RefSeq and is a predicted model, not a curated record. Bases 1 to 423 code for a protein of 140 amino acids. Gene Ontology annotation, molecular function: oxidoreductase activity. The transcript is spliced from 2 exons. Lineage: Eukaryota; Fungi; Ascomycota; Dothideomycetes; Pleosporales; Pleosporaceae.